Molecule: messenger RNA, 1999 nt
Organism: Bombus terrestris (buff-tailed bumblebee)
Lineage: Eukaryota; Metazoa; Arthropoda; Insecta; Hymenoptera; Apidae
Gene: Nedd8
Product: NEDD8
Exons: 4
Coding region: 125-358 (77 amino acids)
Biological process (GO): protein neddylation; regulation of proteolysis; modification-dependent protein catabolic process
Cellular component (GO): cytoplasm; nucleus
Molecular function (GO): protein tag activity; ubiquitin protein ligase binding
Source: RefSeq, a predicted model, not a curated record
AUGGUGAAGGUAGAACAUUUUAUUCAAAGUUCAGAAAACCGCAUACGUGCAUCUUUAUGUCAAUAGCUUUUAAUUUGUAACCAUAAAGUGAUUAUUUAUUAAAUUGUCUUUUAAAACAUAAACAAUGUUGAUCAAAGUGAAGACUCUUACCGGAAAGGAGAUUGAAAUAGAUAUAGAACCUACAGAUAAAGUAGAAAGGAUCAAGGAGAGAGUGGAAGAAAAGGAAGGGAUACCGCCUCAACAACAGCGAUUGAUAUUUUCUGGAAAGCAAAUGAAUGACGAAAAAACGGCGCAAGAUUAUAAAGUUCAAGGUGGAUCAGUACUGCAUUUGGUACUCGCAUUGAGAGGGGGUUUAUAAUUACGACAUUCCUUGUUCUGGAAUGUAUGUGCGAGUGUGUGUGUGUGAAUAUUACAGAUUGUAUAAGAUCAGCCACAAAUAUAAUAGGAUGCUUUCUAAUGUUACAUUCGCUGCGCUGUGUUUGCAAGGACUUGUAAUCGUCUUUGUAUCUCUCUUUGAUUGAACGGUUACAUUUAGAAUUGAAAUAAAUAUUAAUAAAAGUAAUUUAGUUAUAGAAACCUAAUACUUGCAUAACCAAUAUCGUAAUCAUCUUUCAAUUAUAUCUAUUAUGAAAAAUAUCCGCGUACAAUAUUUGUAGUAUGAAUCUAAUUUUCCUAAGUUUGUGAAGUCCCCAUUGAAGCGAGACCCGAUCCGAAUUUGAAUAAAUUUCGUUCGAAAAUUCGAGCUCGUAUCAUAUCGAUAUUAGUUUCUAUGAUAUUUGCUGUUAUGAGUUGCCAGACUCCACUUUGUUUUGAAAAAUCGUUGGCAAAUGUUGCAGUACGCGGUAGAACUCUGCGACUCCUCGUGUCUCGAUGUAAUAUGCCGUAGAAGAGCGGGCUGCGUUGUAAAUGUUACACCGCAUUUAUUACAGAACCACCCUGGCGAAUGCAAACUCCAUUCCGGUAUCCUUGUGUGUGCCUCUAUAAAUUUAUAUCUUCCUAUAACUAACGCUGCAAUAACAUUAUAUCGCAAUAAAUAUUUCGAGACGAAUUUUAAUUCUUUCAGAAGUACUUCGCGAUUGUCAAAUAGUAACAUAAAUGAUUUUAACGAACUUGUUUUCUAUACGCGUAACGAAUGAUAUUUCGAAUCUCACGAGUCUACUUAUUAUUACAUGAACUAGUAUAUAGAGUAAAAUAAUGGAUAUCACAAGGAUAAUCUGAGAUCCUUAACUAAGUAUCAAAUGUAAAAAUUCUCAAAAUUUGAUCAAGAAUUUUUAGUUGUACGGCUGUCGGAGAUAUUUCCAAGAAUCCCAGGAACAUAUAUUUUUCACGGUAUACUGGUCGGUUUUUACCAUAAUGCGUAUUGUCUGUAAAACAGCAAAAUAUCCACUUUCCUACUAUAUUAAAAAAAAAAAAAAGAAAAAAAUAGAAAAAGAAAAGAAAAGGCAGCAAAAGGAAAGAGUAUGUUCACACACCACAAGCAGAACAGAACCGUAAUUAAGAAUAAAUUUAAAAGAAGAUAAUUGUUAUGUUCACAUUUAUAUCUUUAAUUCCUUGUAAAUAAAUACCAUAAAUCGAGUUGAAUGUUAUUAGAACGCAUCAAAUACAUAAUAUGUAUCUAGUACGUAAGAGAAAUGCAUCGAACCUACGUUUGUUCGCAAAUUUUUGCCUCCAUCGUAAUUUCUAUUUGAUAUAUGCAUAUCACUUUCCUGAAAGAUAUCAACACUGGAACUUCCAUUGUAAAUUGAUUUAUUUACAUUGCUGUAAUAACAUUUUAAAGCAUACUGUUAUGUCACUUUUAACUCACAAGCUCACAAUUAAUACAUAUACGUAACACGUUUUUAAAUCGAAAUGAAAAGCUUGCUACUACCGGCGCAAUUAUUACUUGACCAUGUUAUCUAUAGAUAGUUUGCAUUUGUUCGUCUAGGUACGUGGUGCGUUCCGCGUUCGCGAUAUAUGGUUAACCAUGGGUUUAUGAAAUAAAGUUUCCACUUAAACAUGA